Molecule: messenger RNA, 1601 nt
Organism: Spea bombifrons (plains spadefoot toad)
Lineage: Eukaryota; Metazoa; Chordata; Amphibia; Anura; Pelobatidae
Gene: MOB3C
Product: MOB kinase activator 3C
Exons: 4
Coding region: 206-856 (216 amino acids)
Biological process (GO): signal transduction; positive regulation of protein phosphorylation
Cellular component (GO): nucleus; cytoplasm
Molecular function (GO): protein kinase activator activity
Source: RefSeq, a predicted model, not a curated record
GGCAGUUUGUUUAAUGCAAACUACACAAAGCUUUGCAGUGAACAUCCAUGCUAUGGGCAGGGAGGACUCCUUGGACUUUAAAACCAGCUAAAGAGAGGCAGCAGACCCACUGUAACUGGAUUUAUCUGCUCUGAGGGGUCUCUCGACUAAGAGGCACUUUGAAGUUCAAGUUCACCCUCCUUUAUGUUGGGCUUUCAAAUCCGUCAUGGCGAUGUGCCUCAGCCAAGUGUUUAAUAAAGACAAGACGUUUCGCCCCAGGAAGAAGUUUGAGCCAGGAACGCAACGUUUCGAGCUGUACAAAAAAGCCCAGGCAUCCCUUAAAUCUGGGUUGGAUCUAAAGACGGUGGUGCAACUACCGCCCGGUGAGAAUAUCAAUGACUGGAUAGCUGUACACGUGGUGGACUUUUUCAAUAGAAUCAACUUGAUCUAUGGCACCAUGUCAGAGUUCUGCACGGAGAAGAGCUGUCCCAUCAUGUCUGGUGGACUGAGGUAUGAAUAUAGGUGGCAGGACGAUCACAAGUUCAAGAAGCCUACCAAGGUUUCCGCUCCUCUGUAUAUGAACAUGCUCAUGGAGUGGAUUGAAACAUUAAUCAACAAUGAGGAUAUUUUCCCCACAAGGAUGGGGGUCCCAUUUCCAAAGAAUUUCCAGCAGGUUUGCCACAAGAUUCUGACGAGGCUGUUCCGGGUGUUUGUUCAUGUCUACAUUCACCACUUUGAUGGCAUCAUAAGCGUGGGAGCCGAAGCACACGUCAACACCUGCUACAAACACUUUUAUUACUUUAUUAGAGAGUUCAGCCUGAUCGACCAUCGGGAACUCGAACCUCUGAGAGAAAUGACUGAAAGAAUUUGCCAUUGAUGGUGGAUCUGUUGAUCAUCUUUCUACCUGGAAAUGUGAACCACCCUACAUGCCUUCCAGCGAAUGUGAAUUCCUAAUCUUUCUAGAAAAAUGUUGCUCUACUGCCUGGUUCAUCUGUCGGUCCAGCUACAGAGGGGUUAAGGAGAACCCAAUUUAUUUUAUUUAUUCCCCAUGAUGUACUCAUCAUGAAAACGACUUAUUUCAUUGUAGACGUCAAAGCAAAGUUCAUCCACCAUGAAGCCAUGGAUAGACAGCUCGUUACCGAAUGGUGAUUGGUGAUGAAAGUGUUAAACAGCACUCGGGUUCUUAAAGAAUUGCCGAUUUACGACGUCUGUCUUUUGUAUUAAGAAGGAUGGUUUGUAACUUUUCCAGUUAAAUGCGAAUAAGUUUUUUUUUUUAUUCCGUUUGGAAAAAUGUGCAAUUUAAAUAUCAAAACCCAAAAGGAUAACCGCAGCCAGGAAAAAAAAAAUCUGGAUACUGUGUAUUUCAGUAACUUUCUGGUCCAGUUAAGAAUUGGCCGAAGAGAUCAUCCACUUACUGGCGGAAUUUCCACAUUGGGGUUUUGAGCCAACUAUCUGUUUUUUUUGUAUGUCUGCUUUUUUUUUUAUUUAAAGAAACACUGUAUGAUUGUUACAAUUAAACUGAAAGUAUCGUAUUUUGUACAUACACCUCGCACAAACAAAUAUUGUUAAACUAAACUCAAGUUUUAUUAGAUUAUAAAAACAUUAAAGAUUUUAUAUCUACA